This is a messenger RNA of Amphibalanus amphitrite, 4378 nucleotides long. RefSeq lists its product as uncharacterized. Bases 48 to 2816 code for a protein of 922 amino acids. NCBI's taxonomy places the organism in Eukaryota, Metazoa, Arthropoda, Thecostraca, Balanomorpha, Balanidae. The transcript has 2 exons. Gene Ontology annotation, biological process: DNA integration. Gene Ontology annotation, molecular function: nucleic acid binding. The record is from RefSeq and is a predicted model, not a curated record.
UCAGAUUUCGCCAGGAGAAGAUUGCGUUAGUGGCCGACGUGGAACAAAUGUUCCAUCAAAUCCGAGUUCGCGAAGACGAUCAGCCUGCCAUGAGCUUCCUUUGGCGGAAUAUGAAUUUAUCGCAAGAGCCAAAUGUAUAUCAAAUGAAGGUUAGUAUUUUUGGCAUGAGAUGUAGUCCUGCAAUCGCCAGUUACGUGCUGCAAAGAACAGCGGAAGACCAUGGUAAGGAGACAGCAGUGUCAAAAGCUGCCGUUUCAGCGGUGCAACACAAUUUUUACAUGGAUGACUUCCUAAAAUCAGAGUCCAGCAUUUCUGCGGCGUGUAUUAUGCGUUCGGAGGUCACAAAACUGGUGGCCCGCGGAGGAUUUCGUCUUACUAAAUGGAUGAGCAACGACACCCGAGUUCUAGAAAGCAUCGAUGUCUCCGAACGCCUUCACCCAGACGCCGAUUCACGGAGUUUAGAUACGUUCCGGGAGCGCGCUCUUGGCUGCGCCUGGAUUCCAGCCAAGGACGUCGUUGGCAUUUACUCUCGAGUGAGUGUGACAUCUCUUACAAAGCGGGGAAUGUUACAAGGUAUGGCGUCAGUGUUUGACCCAUUGGGUAUGGUUUCUCCAUUUAUUUUGAAGGCGAAGGUCCUCAUACAAAGACUUUGGACUCUUAAGUACGCUUGGGACCAGAAGCUAAGAAGCCCCGAGUUGGAGGAGUGUCAGCUUUGGUUUGAACAGGUUACACAUUUGCCGGAUAUCGCAACCCCAAGGUACUUUAAGGGAGCAGGAAGUCAUGAGACAGCACGAAGGGAGCUUCACGUUUUCUGCGAUGCCAGUGAAAAUUCCUUCGCUGCCGUUGCUUACAUUCGUGCAGUAGUAAAUGGCGGAAGUGCCUAUAGUUCAUUUAUCAUGGCGCGUACGAGACUGGCGCCACUCAAGCAGCUGACGAUUGUCAGAUUGGAGUUGCAGGCUGCUGUCUUGGGCGCUCGGUUAGCAGACACUAUCAAGCGGCAGAUAACUUACAAAUUUGACCAAACGGUUUUCUGGAGUGACAGCAAAGUGGUGAUCAAUUAUAUCCGCAACGAAAGCCGUCGCUUCCAUACUUUUGUAGCAAAUAGGAUUUCCGAGAUUCAGCACCUUUCAAGAUGGGAAGACUGGCGUCAUAUAUCGGGCAAAAACAAUCCUGCAGAUAUUGCUUCACGUGGCACAACCCUGAUCAAGCUCAGAGAUUCGCGUUUAUGGUGGCAAGGUCCUAGUUUUUUGGAGCAGAAUCAGGAUGACUGGCCAGAUCAACCUGAAGGCAGUCCUGUUUUGGAUCCAGAGGAUAUGGAGGUGAAGAAAUCGCCGAUACUGAUAGCAGCUAUUUCUGAGCAUGUUCGUCUCAGGCUAUUGGACUCGCAGAGAUUCUCCUCUUGGCUGAAGUAUAGAAGAACUAUGGCGUGGAUAUUUCGAUUCGUUGGGAAUAUCCAAGCUAGGGUAAGGGCAGGCCUGCGAAGUACCUGGGGCUCCCUGUCGAGUGCAGAAAUUGAGAGCGCAGAAGCUUUCAUCCUGCGGGAAGACCAGGCCGAGGGUCAGAACAGCCCGAAACAUAUGUCACCGUUCAUCGACCAGCACGGCGUCCGGCGCGUUGGCGGUCGCCUCUGUAACGCCCCAAUAGCCUACAUGUCCCAACACCCGGUCAUUUUGUCACCGGGUAGCGAUAUAACCCGGCUUAUCGUGCGUGAUAUUCACGAGAAGCUUUUUCAUUCGGGCUUGAAUCACACUCUGAAUGAGUUCAGGAUGAAAUAUUGGAUGGCAAAGGCCAGGGGAACAGUUAGAAAGCUUAUCAACCAGUGCAUUUUCUGCCGCAACAGACGAGCUUGUCCGAGAGCUCCACUGAUGGCCAGCCUUCCGGAAGUGCGCUUCGACCAGAGCCGCCCCUUCAGUGCUAUAGGAAUAGAUUUUUUUGGACCACUUCAAGUCCGCAAGUUUCGUAGAACAGAAAAACGAUUCGUUCUGCUUAUUACUUGUUUGGCUACGCGCGCGCUGCACUUAGAGGUGGCUUGCGCUAUGGAUACAGACGCCUUUCUAAUGGCGUUACGCCGUUUCAUAGCGCGGCGGGGAAAACCGAAAAUUAUCUACUCUGACCGAGGAACCAACUUUGUCGGCGGUGAAAGAGAACUUCGUGAAAACAUCGAACGCUGGAAUCAAGCUCAAAUUACUGACCAGCUUAGCCAAAGUCAAAUUGAAUGGCAUUGGAACCCUCCGGCUGCCCCUCACAUGGGUGGAGUGUGGGAACGGCUGAUAGCAUCCGUCAAGAGGGCGCUCAGGGCUGUGCUCGGAAAUCAAUUUGUUACUGACGAUGUUCUUUAUACUGCUCUUGUGGAAGUAGAAUACAUGCUUAACGGCAGGCCGUUAACAUACGUCAGCACUGACGAGCGAGAUCCUGAGGCAUUAACACCUAACCAUCUUUUGCUGGGAUAUAGCUCAGACAAAGGCGCAGGGCUCCCGCCGGGCGUCUUUGGAGAGCAUGACCUGUUGAGCAGGCGACGCUGGCGUCAUUCCCAAGCGCUCGCUCAGCACUUCUGGAAGCGAUGGCGAAAGGAAUAUCUGCCAACUCUUCUUGCCCGGCAGAAAUGGCUGAAUGAAACUGACAACAUGAAGGUCGAUGACGUUGUCUUGAUUGUCGAUGAAAACACUCCGAGAGGACAUUGGCCCCUUGCAAAGGUUACAGCGGUUCAUUUAAGCUCCGAUGGGAAGAUACGUUCGGCUGAUGUGAAAACCGCGAGCGGAACAUACAAACGUCCUGUGCAUAAGCUCUGCCUUUUGGAAUCAUCACGGCACAGAUGAAACGUGGUCGUGGUCGCUUGGCCAUUGUUGAAGUGGACCUGUCGUCCCACUGGGGGGAGUGUAGUGGCGCGACCAUAAUCAGGGAGGGUCGUUCUCAAAACAAAGCAUGUGACUUUUCGGUUUGAGCAGCGACUAAUUUAAUACUUUUGUGUCAAUUUGUUGACACACUUUGUUUUGUUUAGUUUUGUUUGAGUAAUUUAAAUUGUUUACAUAGAAUCUUCAGUUGUGGGAAAGGUCAUUCUCUUAAAAUCACUUGAAACUGUAUUGUCUCACACUUUGAUAAAAUUGUCGUAAUGUUACCUUUGAUUUGAUUGGUUUGGUGCAAUAUCAAGGAAUAUACAGGAAGACUAGAAAUCAGUGCGUUUUAAAGACCGAAUCGACCCAGAAGAUUCUACACCAAGGAAUGUAAUGAUAACGACGCUGACACGUGCGUUUGUCCGGAGGGGUUCACCCUCUGCGGCGGCAGCUGCUGGCGCUACGAGAACUCCUCUCUCAUCUCCUAUGCCGAUGCAGUGUCGCUCUGUGCCGGCCUGGGUGCCGAGGUGGCUCUCCCCACCUCCGCUGCCGAGAACCAGUGCGCUGAAUGUGUGACGUCCAGCUCCCUGGGUGCCUGGAUCGGACUCCGGGGCACCACGACGCUGGACUCCUUCGUCACCUCUGACGGCUCUGCUCCAGCCUACACCAACUGGCAUGAAGAUCAGCCAAACCUUAGCGGAUGCGAGCCGUAUAACUGCGAUAACUGCGCGUAUGUUUCUGCCGCCGAUGGCAAGUGGUAUGUUUACCGCUGCGAUUUCAUCUAUCUUACCCUUUGUCAUACGCGGACCUGCUGUGCUUAGUUGGACUUGGGAUAACGCUUCCGAAAUAAUGACUCUUCUUUGGUGUCCUUAUGGGAUAUUAAUGUCUUUAACAUAUAUCUAUAUCUGUAGAUAUCUUGACUGAAAGUUGGAUGGCAAAAAAUUGUGUAGCCCAAUUUCGUCUAAUACUUUUUUUACUCAUCUUCUUUUACAUUUGUCAUUUAACGUAAUCAGUUUGGCUGCUCACAGAAUAGCCACAUCUUGAAUCUAUUUCUUUUUACCAUUAAUGUAAAAACUGCACUUCUGGGUAACGUUGUCAUUACAUAUCUAUAAAGGAAGCCCCUAAUGUUGCAUAGGACAAAAAAAUGACAUGCGAUCUAGCGACGAUGAUAUAUGGAGAAGAGGAAGAGAAAGGAGGGAGGAGCAGUGAAAGGAGGAGAUGGGAAAGGGAAGAAGACUAGAAAAAGAAGAAGACCAUGAAGAAAGGGCGAGGAAGGAGGAGUAGGAGAUUGGAAGUUUUUUUUUGCGACGGGGACUUACACCUGUUGUCUGCUAUGUAGUUUGACGUCUUUUUCUUUCGCCUUCCUUACCUACCCUAUACUACCUACAUAUAUGCAGUUUAGUUUGGCGGUGGUAGUUUUUUUCGCGUUUGUGUCGGUGCACGGGUUAAUCAAUGUUACAUACCAAUGGUGCUUGCGUCUCGAAAAUGUUUUAUUCAUGCCAUUUUGGUCGUAGUUUGCACUUGCAAUAUAUCAAAUAUGCACUUUA